GGUGCUUCUGCCAGUUUGUAGUACCUAAAUAGGUAGUAGAAAAGACUUUUGUUUCAUAAAAAAUCGUGGAAAAUAUAAAAUGGCUUCAGCAAUGGAUGUAGACGAUGAAGAAGUUGAGUUGCCCACGUCCAGCAGUUCUAAAGGCGAAAAGAAAAGGUUUGAAGUUAAAAAGUGGAAUGCCGUUGCCCUUUGGGCUUGGGAUAUUGUCGUUGAUAAUUGUGCGAUUUGCCGUAACCACAUAAUGGAUCUCUGCAUUGAAUGUCAAGCUAAUCAAGCUUCUGCAACUAGCGAAGAAUGUACUGUAGCAUGGGGUGUAUGUAAUCAUGCUUUCCAUUUCCAUUGUAUAUCUCGAUGGUUAAAAACAAGGCAAGUCUGUCCACUAGACAAUAGGGAGUGGGAAUUUCAGAAGUAUGGACACUAAUUGAGAGUAUAUAUUGCCUAUAUUAAUAACUGAAAAUUGUCUAAUAAAAAAAAUGUUGAGAAAGAAGUUACACAGAUUUUUCAAUGUCUUAUUAACACAUUUUGUAAUUCAAAUAUAAUAAAACAACAACGUGAA
Agrilus planipennis (emerald ash borer) is the source of this 556-nucleotide messenger RNA. It is a transcript of the gene Roc1a, whose product is annotated as RING-box protein 1A. Gene Ontology annotation, molecular function: ubiquitin protein ligase activity; zinc ion binding; cullin family protein binding. Lineage: Eukaryota; Metazoa; Arthropoda; Insecta; Coleoptera; Buprestidae. Gene Ontology annotation, cellular component: nucleus; cullin-RING ubiquitin ligase complex. Gene Ontology annotation, biological process: ubiquitin-dependent protein catabolic process; protein ubiquitination. The transcript has 5 exons. The record is from RefSeq and is a predicted model, not a curated record. Bases 80 to 421 code for a protein of 113 amino acids.